Messenger RNA from Exaiptasia diaphana, 1090 nucleotides. RefSeq lists its product as uncharacterized. The transcript has a single exon. Bases 40 to 759 code for a protein of 239 amino acids. The record is from RefSeq and is a predicted model, not a curated record. NCBI's taxonomy places the organism in Eukaryota, Metazoa, Cnidaria, Anthozoa, Actiniaria, Aiptasiidae.
CUGAAUUCGGCUUCUAAGACUUUCGCUGAUAUCACUAGAAUGAAGAUUAUUUGUGCAGGACUACCAAAAACGGGUACCAAAUCUAUAGCAGCAGCUUUAAGGAUACUUGGUUUUACGGUACAUGACUUCGAAGAACAUCUUGAAUACCAUAUGGAUCAAUACAUUGAAGCCAUGCAUGGACGAAUACCUGACUUUAAAGCUAUGUACAGCAAUGUUGACGCGACUACAGAUAUUCAUUCCUGCUUCUUUUGGAAAGAGAUAAAAACUAGCUUCCCCAACUCUAAAGUCAUACUAAUGGAACGAGACAGUGUUGAUUUGUGGGUUAAGAGUAUUCAACACACACAAAUACUUUUUGAACAAACAUUCGUGUCACUACUUUGGAUGCGAUUAGGGUUUGUAAUUACACCUACAGGUCGAAAAUGGAAGGAGUUUAGUCGACAGUUCGUCAAAAGAAUGGAAUUUUUUAAUGAGCAAAAGCUUCCUACCCUGUACAAUGAGCACAACGCUCGAGUCAAAAAUGAGAUCCCGCGGGACGACCUUCUCAUCUACAACAUCAAACAGGGAUGGGAACCUUUGUGUGAGUUCUUGGAUUUGGAGGUCCCGGAUGUACAAUUCCCUUGUAUCAAUGUCAAAAGUGCCAAAAUACCGGUUAUAAUGAAGAACUCGGCGGUCAGUAACAGAAUUUUUUACGAACUUAUUUGCAUUUCAGUGAUUCUGACUGUGCUCGUUUCGGUUUUGAUUGUCAUGAUUUUUAAGUGAUUUUUAAAAGAAAUGAUGUCAAAAGAGUGUUUAUAUAUUGUCACUAAUAAGAGAGGAUAGAACUGGAGUGUCAAAAACAUUUACCCCCUAACCCCUUGCGCACAAUACUUUUGGAACAUUAAAAAGAAGACACAUUGGGUGACGUAAGGUAAAUAUUAGUUGGGCUAGCCCUUUUUGUCAAUCUAUCUAUGUGUCUGCUGAAAGCUAGAGGCUAUAGGCUGCACAAAAAUCCCAAUAAAAACCCACCGAAGACAUCUCUUAGAAACUCCACUAAAUAUUAAUUGCAAAAAAGCAUCCAUGACAUUCGCUCACUCGUAAGAGAUCUUUUCAA